Actinia tenebrosa (Australian red waratah sea anemone) is the source of this 1591-nucleotide messenger RNA. RefSeq lists its product as uncharacterized. NCBI's taxonomy places the organism in Eukaryota, Metazoa, Cnidaria, Anthozoa, Actiniaria, Actiniidae. The record is from RefSeq and is a predicted model, not a curated record.
AUGGCAUCGAGUCUACAAUGGGCAGCGCCCAGAGAAAUGUCUUUUGAAGGCAACGUCAGCGAGAACUAUCGAAAGUUCGAAGAACACUGGAAUCUAUUCGAGAAAACAGAACUUAAAGGAAAAUNCGAAGAGGAGCGAUGCUCGUAUUUUCUGCUCUGCAUUGGCGAGAAGGGUCGAGAAGUGUACAAGACACUGGACCUUCCUGACGAAACGACGACUGACGACAAAGGCGAGACAGUUUGGAACAGGACUACAGCGGAUAUCAAGACGGCGUUCAAGACUUACUGUAACCCGAGAAAGAACAUCACUUUUGAAAGACACAAAUUCAACACGAGAAACCAAGAACAAGGGGAGACAAUUGAUCAAUACGURACAGUAUUGAGGACUCUUGCUUCACUGUGUGAGUUCAAAGAUCUCAAAGACGGACUCAUACGCGACCGGAUUGUGUGCGGCAUAUCUGAUCAAUCCCUGAGGGAACGCUUAUUACGCGAAGCAGACCUGAGCUUAGACAAGGCACUCAACAUUUGCAGAGCAUCCGAACACUCCAGACAACAGCUAAAAACUAUCUCAGAGGCCAAGAACGCGAACGUAGACUUCGUCAAACAACGACAACCCAGAUACAACGAACGCCACACCCCCACGCAGACAAGAACGACAGGCGACUCCAAGCAAAAGCCAUGCGGUAAUUGUGGAAUCCUACACAGGCCAAAAUCAUGUCCUGCCUACGGGAAAGAAUGCAACAGUUGCUCAAAGCUCGGACACUUUGCAAAAUACUGUCGAUCAAGCCAGCAACAGCAACAAUUUCAGCAGAAAUAUCAAACAAGAAAUCACCGAACACGUGUACACGAAGUAGAAUACGACGUCAUUGAGAGUGAUUAUUCCGAUCAGAUUACAAUAGACUCUGUCAACGAAAGCAUCGAUCACAACGAACAGUAUGCAGACAUUCGCAUUGGUAACAAGGACCUGAAGUUAAAACUCGACACCGGAGCAGAAACAAGCGUCUUAACAAAGGAGGAUUUCUACAAAGUCGUGCCUCGUAAGCGUCGCCGAGAAAAACUACAAUCGUCCCACGCAAGACUCACAGCUUUUGGUGGUCACGCAAUACCUAUCAUAGGACAAUGUUCUUUAAUGUGUCAAUUUAAGAACAUCAAACAAAUAGUCCAGUUUCAAGUCGUCGAAGCUGGGAAGUCACUUCUAGGAUGCGAAGAUUGCGAAACCUUACAGCUCAUAACAUUUAAUGCUCAUGAAAUGGAAAGGAACACUGACUCAAGCAAGCUGAUUGGACUCAGCAAGGAAGAAAUCCUUAAGGAAUACUCAACAUGCUUCGAAGGAUUAGGCCGGAUAUCGGAACCUUACCACAUCAAGAUUGACAGCUCAGUUAGUCCAGUUAUACACCCACCAAGAAAACUACCGUCAGCGCUACGCGAAAAAGUGAAAGACGAACUAGAACACAUGGAAAGAGCGGGAGUCAUCACUAAAGUCAAUGAACCAACUCCAUGGGUCAACUCGAUGGUCGUCAACGAAAAACGUUCCGGAAAGUUAAGAAUCUGCAUUGACCCCCGUGACCUAAACAAAGCUGUUAAGCGCGAAC